GUCUUCUGCUGCACUUUCUCUCGCGAGAGCGGCCCCUCACGGCUGUGCCUGGGCGCUGCGAUGCUGUUGCUGUGGGUUUGAUUGACAGGAAACAUGUCGGUGUGGUGGGAACGAACCGGGAUGCAGCUGCUGCCAAGGGAGACCUGCAUUCAGUCCACACACCAGAACCUUUAAACCAACAACAAGGCUUUUCCUCCCGAUCCGUCUGCUUAUGAUGCGCUGAGCAGCAUCAGCUUUCUUCUUCUUUUUUCUUUUUUUUUUUUUCUUCUUCUCUCUAACAACCAUUUGAAAGGAAGGGGGCACCCGAUGGAUGCUGCGUCCAGCCGUGUAGUCCCGCUCGGUGUCUGUACAUCGUGCUUGAUCUAAGCAUCCAUCCAGAGACACCUUGAUGAUCCAGCAGGAAACUACGAGGACUGUUACAAUGGAGUCGACUCUCUCGCGGCUCAAAUAAAAAACCUGCAACAUCUCGUUUCAUGGCGUUCUGCAGGUUGCUCUGCUCCAUGGGCUCCUCCACAUUUCUUUUUUGAAUUAUUCUUAUUUUUUCCCCUCUUCCUAUUUUACUUCUUUGUUUAUUUUCUAAGUGCAAAAAGGGAAAAAAAUAUAACAUCCAUCGGUCGCUAAACUAUGAACGAGGAGAUGACAAAAAGCGAGGAGCAGCAUCUGAGUUUGCAGAAAGCCUUGCAGCAGUGCGAGUUGGUGCAAAACAUGAUAGACAUAAGCAUUUCCAGUUUGGAGGGUUUACGGACCAAAUGUGCCACAUCCAACGACUUGACACAAAAAGAGAUCCGAACGCUGGAGGGGAAGUUGGUGAAGUACUUCAGCCGCCAGCUGUCCUGCAAGUGCAAAGUGGCCUUAGAGGAGCGCAGUGCAGAGCUGGAAGACUUCCCUCGCCUCGACCACUGGUUCCGCAUUGUCAACUUAAGGAAGGAAGUCGCAGAGGAGAUGAAUGCAGGUGAGGUUAAUCUAGAAGGCCUACUGGACAUGAGUGAGGAGCAGGUGUGUGAGCUGUUGCAGAAGUUUGGUGCCAACGAAGAAGAAUGUGCCCGACUUAAUGCUUCCCUCUCCUGCCUCAGAAAGGCCCACCAACUUGAACAACUUGAGGAGGAUAAAUUGCACAGUAACGGAGGGAGCCAAGCAAAACAGGAGUGGUCCAUCCAGUGGCCCACCUCUGAAUCUGGAAAGGAAAACACUCCAGUCUGCCAGCCAGAGGCCAGUCAGUGGAUUCGUUUCCAGCUCUCCCAAAGCCCCAAAGUUCAGUCCAAGUACAACCAGCACAUGUGCCACAGUCCACAAGCCCUGGCGCCCCCUUUCUACACAGAUCGACUUACUGUUGAAAACCCCGCCACAGGACUCUUCCCUUCCUUUGACUCUGGUCACCGUUCCCUGCCCCCAUCACCUCGCCAAAGGCAUUUUGGUCACACACCUCCGCGGACUCCUUUGGUGGUCAACACCAUGACUCCACCGGGUACUCCCCCCAUGAGACGAAGGAACAAAGUGAAGGCCCCUGGAACGCCACCGCCACCAAGCCGCAAGCUCAUCUAUCUGCUGCCUGGCUUCACGGCGUUGCAUCGGAGCAAAUCCCAUGAGUUCCAGCUGGGGAAUCGCUUGGAUGACACUCAAACACCAAAAGCCAAGAAGAAGACAAAGCCCUUGAACCUUAAGAUUCACAGCAGUGUGGGGAGCUGUGAGAAUCUGCCCACGCAGCGGUCACCGCUCCACACCGAGCGAUCUUUGCGAUCCUUCUUCUUUCCGUCUUUCAUCCCUUCCACACCUCCUGUUCAUGCUGAAACACCCUCUGCAAACACUCUUUCAGUGCCUCGCUGGUCCCCACAGAUUCCUCGAAGAGAUUUUGGAAACUCAAUAAAACACCGGUUUUCCACCAAGUACUGGAUGUCCCAGACAUGCAUAGUAUGUGGAAAGGGAAUGUUGUUUGGACUAAAAUGUAAAAACUGCAAGCUGAAGUGCCACAACAAAUGCACCAAAGAAGCCCCACCUUGCCAUCUAUUGAUUAUACAGCGAGGAGGACGAGAAUCCCUCAAAGAUCAACAGGGAACGAUUCAAGUAGCUCGUCUGGUACGGACUGAAUCAGUGCCAUGUGACAUCAACAAUCCGCUCAGGUACACAGACCUGCAUAUCAGUCAGACGCUCCCCAAAACCAACAAAAUCAACAAGGAUCACAUCCCAGUCCCCUACCAACCGGACUCCAGCAGUAAUCCAUCAUCCACCACUUCCUCCACCCCAUCCUCCCCGGCUCCUCCGUUGCCCAGCAGUGCCACUCCGCCAUCACCACUGCAUCCUUCUCCACAGUCGGCGCGGCAACAAAAACAGUUCAACUUGACCGCCUCCAGUUACUUCAAAUACAAGCAGCAAUUCAUCUUCCCUGAUGUUACACCAGAGGCGCCUCCCAGUAGAGCACCGCAAGUCAUUCUGCAUCCGGUCCUCUCUGAACAGGGGAAUGAGGGCAACCCCUUACUUCAAAUCGAAGUGGAGCCGACAUCAGAUAAUGAAGAUGCCAACAACGAGGACUCCGGCGAUGAGUUUGAGGAGAUGAAUUUGUCCCUUUUGUCUGCUCGCAACUUCCCACGCAAAGCCAGCCAGACGAGCAUCUUCCUGCAGGAGUGGGACAUCCCCUUUGAGCAGCUGGAGAUUGGGGAGAUGAUCGGCAAAGGGCGCUUCGGCAAGGUGUUCCACGGACGGUGGCACGGAGAGGUCGCCAUCCGACUGAUCGACAUCGAGCGGGACAACGAAGACCAGCUGAAGGCUUUCAAACGGGAGGUGAUGGCGUACCGCAACACUCGCCAUGAGAAUGUGGUGCUGUUCAUGGGGGUGUGCAUGAGCCCACCGCAUCUGGCCAUCAUCACCAGCUUGUGUAAAGGCAGGACACUUUACUCUGUGGUGCGGGAUGCCAAGGUUGUCCUGGACGUUAACAAGACGCGACAGAUUGCACAAGAGAUGGUCAAGGGGAUGGGCUACCUCCACGCUAAGGGGAUUUUACACAAAGACAUGAAGUCCAAGAAUGUGUUUUAUGAUAACGGCAAAGUCGUCAUCACUGACUUUGGACUUUUUACCAUAUCUGGAGUUCUGCAGGCCGGCAGCCGGAGAGAAGACAAACUGAGAAUCCCCAACGGCUGGCUGUGUCACCUGGCCCCAGAAAUUAUUCAGCAGCUUUCUCCAGACACAGAGGAGGACAAGCUUCCUUUCUCCAAACAGUCAGACGUCUUUGCUUUCGGCACCAUCUGGUAUGAGUUACACGCACGUGAGUGGCCUUACAAGAGUCAGCCAGCGGAGGUGAUCAUAUGGCAGAUUGGAAGUGGCAUGAAGCCGAACCUUGCCCAAACUGGGAUGGGGAAGGAGAUACUGGAUAUUUUGCUGAUGUGCUGGGCGUACAAGCCAGAAGAGCGGCCCAGCUUCUCCAAGCUGGUAGAUUUACUGGAAAAGUUGCCAAAAAGGAACCGCCGCCUUUCCCAUCCAGGGCACUUCUGGAAGUCAGCUGAGCUGUAACGGAGACAUCGAAGGGACUAUGUUCGUCUUCUGCUCUGCUCACAUCUGUUUCACCGCCCACCUGCCUGCCCUGCCACCUGUGCUCUCUUUGCUCCACCUUGCUUCCUCUGCCCCAUCUAUUCCUGCCUGUUCUUCCUGCCACAGCCCAGACACCUACAUACAACUGUACAUGUGCCCUCAUGCCUGAAUGGACCCUUUAGCGAUCAGAACUGGCCCACUUUGCUGGGGUGGGUCAUAAAACAAAACUGCAGACUUUCAAACAGAGAGGCCUUUCUCCACUCUAUGCCUGAAGAUGAUUGUGAUGAUGAUUGUGAAGCUUAGAUCCCAAGAGACACACUCUCAGCAGCUCACCCGCUAAACUGUUAUUGAUAAGAUCUAAUUUAGCAAGUAAUGUAUUUUAUGUUGUUUGAAUAUUAUCACAACACCUAUGGUAAUAACUCCUGUGGUUUAUUAUCAUUUCUAACACAUCAUACAGUGAUGACAAAAUAAUGAACAUAGUUUUCAGUCUUUCUCGGCUCUGAAAGAACUCUUCCAUCUUUUUUGGUACCUAUGAAUUAACAAAUUUAGAAAUUCAUGGUUUUGAUUCUGAGGCAUAGAUAGUUUUAUUCUAAUUUCACCUCGCAGCCUAUAAAGUCUCCACAAAAAUGAAUUUUUCAAACCUUUAAAUUUUUUCUUUUUCUGGUUUUUAAAAAUGCUGGUCACAUACAAGGCAUACUUGCUCCUUCCGGUACUCAUAAACCGGAAGGAGUUUAUGACUCCUUCCGGUUUAUGAAGGAGUCAUUUAAAGUCUUUUUAAAGACUUUAAAACAUUUUUGACAAGCAAGAAUAUUUAUUAAAAGUACUCACAUUUGAACAAAACCGCAAUCUUUUCCUUAACAUUAUAAAGUUAGGAAAACAGUGAUUAUAAACAUUAUAAAGUCAGAAAAAGAAAAUAAAAAAAAAUUAAAAAAAAGUAGACACUAUGUCUACUUAUAUGAGGAGAGGCAUUUAUGUCUGCAGGUAUACUUUUUGGUUUCUAAUAAGGUGAGUAUCAGAAAUGUUAUUGUUUUUAAAAUACUAUUAUGAAACAUAGCAUGAGAUCAGUAUGCAGAUCUUAGCCUUCCUGGGCCGGAGCUGCAUUGCUGUGGAUAUAAUGAGUGAGACAUAAUGUUGACCAGGCAGGUGAAUAGAGGAGCGUGCUGCUCUAACUGCAUCUAGUAGAUGUACCUCCUUAAGUAAAAUAAUUAUUCAUGUCAGGUUUUCUACAGGAUGAAAGGAAACAUCAUCUUACAUGUUUUAUUUAUUAUUAUUAUAUUCGUCUUAUCUUGGGUCCUGAUUAUGGAGGCAGCAGCCUAAGCAGGGAGGUCCAGACGUCCUUCUCACCGGCCACUUGGACCAGAUCCUCCUGAAGAAUCCCAGGGUGUUUCAGCUGAGAAACGAAAAACAUAGUUCCUCCUGUGUGUUUUAGGCAUGAUUUCAUUUCACUAAAGUUCAGGAUUCACAGACGACUCCAAGACAAAGCUCAUAGCAUUUUUGGAAAAUGGAAACAACCUAUAAAAAUAUAGAUUUCUAACUAGAUAAGCCAGAUAAGUGCUCACCCUUGUCUGCACAAGUUCCUUAAUCUAAAUAAGCAGCCUUUGUUGACAGCCCCAGGUACCAGAUCAGGUUUGAGGAUGAUAUUUCUGACACAAUGAGGCCUGUUAUCUCCCCAUUAUUGUUUGAAGAGUGCUAACAUUGAAAUGGCAGCGUCUUUAUUAUUUCUAUGUGUCUGACAUCAUUAGAAAGCUAAUGAUGUCAAAAUCUGCAAUUAACUCAAAAUGCCUGCAGGGAGACUUGUUCCUGGUUUUGUUGUUGCCAAUGACAAAUCAGUUUUUAACAUUCUCAUCUUUGUCCAAACUUAACAAAGAUGUUAAUGCAUGUUCAUUUAAUUUGUUCCUUAAUAAAAAA
This is a messenger RNA of Poecilia latipinna (sailfin molly), 5427 nucleotides long. It is a transcript of the gene ksr2, whose product is annotated as kinase suppressor of ras 2. Gene Ontology annotation, molecular function: protein kinase activity; ATP binding. The transcript is spliced from 22 exons. Gene Ontology annotation, biological process: protein phosphorylation; Ras protein signal transduction; calcium-mediated signaling. Lineage: Eukaryota; Metazoa; Chordata; Actinopteri; Cyprinodontiformes; Poeciliidae. The coding region runs from base 625 to 3501 and encodes 958 amino acids. The record is from RefSeq and is a predicted model, not a curated record. Gene Ontology annotation, cellular component: cytoplasm.